This is a messenger RNA of Silurus meridionalis, 2690 nucleotides long. Its product is annotated as cystathionine beta-synthase-like protein. Gene Ontology annotation, molecular function: cystathionine beta-synthase activity; cysteine synthase activity. The record is from RefSeq and is a predicted model, not a curated record. The transcript is spliced from 16 exons. NCBI's taxonomy places the organism in Eukaryota, Metazoa, Chordata, Actinopteri, Siluriformes, Siluridae. Bases 199 to 1926 code for a protein of 575 amino acids. Gene Ontology annotation, cellular component: cytoplasm.
GAGUGCGUGUGCGUGUGUGUGUGUGAGUGUAUAUAUAUGUGUAAUAUGUGUGUAUAAGUGUGAAAGCUCUGGAAUCUCUCAGCUCUUCAGCUUCCGCCUCGUUUAAUCCAUAUUAAGCAUCCCGGUUCUCUCCAAUUCUCCAACACUGUUUUAAUCCUAAUGCGAUGAAAUGUGUCCCGCGGUUUAUGGAGCAGAGCCAUGCCUUCGUCUGUCUCCGAGUCGUCCUGCCCUCAUGCCCUGAACAAAUCGUCUGCUCUGAACGGAGACAACAAGCUUAAAGAUAAGAACCAGGUGCAGUACAGUGUAGAGGAGAUGAAGGAGAAGGAGGUGGUGGAGGAGAAGGAGGGCAUCAUGGAGAGGAACUGGAUCCGUCCUGAUCUCCCCAGCAGGUGCACAUGGCAGCUCGGGGAUCUGACCAAGGAAUCUCCUCACAUCCACGCUAAACGGACGGCAGCUCCCGGCAUCCUACCCAACAUCCUGAGUCAGAUUGAAGACACGCCGCUGGUCCGCAUCAACAAGAUUCCCAAAGCUUUUGGGGUGAAGUGUGAGAUCUUGGGUAAGUGUGAGUUCUUCAACGCUGGAGGCAGUGUAAAGGAUCGCAUCGCCAUUCGCAUGGUGGAGGACGCGGAGAGAGACGGCGUCCUCAAACCCGGAGACACCAUCAUCGAACCAACAUCUGGAAACACAGGUAUCGGCCUGGCCCUGGUUGCAGCAGUAAAGGGUUAUCGCUGCAUCAUCGUCAUGCCGGAGAAAAUGAGCAUGGAGAAGGUGGAUGUGCUGCGAGCUCUCGGCGCCGAGAUCAUCCGAACCCCGACUGCCGCCCGUUUUGAUUCUCCGGAGUCUCACGUGGGCGUGGCCUGGCGUCUGAAGAACGAGAUCCCCAACUCGCACAUUCUGGAUCAAUACCGCAACCCCAGCAACCCGCUGGCUCACUACGACAAAACGGCUGAGGAGAUCCUGGAGCAGUGCGACGGCAAAAUAGACAUGCUGGUGGCCGGAGCUGGAACAGGUGGGACUAUCACCGGCAUCGCACGCAAGCUAAAGGAGAAAUGCCCCAAUGUCAAGAUUGUUGGCGUGGACCCCGAGGGCUCGAUCCUAGCAGAACCAGAUGGUCUCAAUCAGACAGAUAAGACUCAGUAUGAGGUGGAAGGAAUCGGAUACGACUUCAUCCCCACAGUAAUUGACAGAUCUGUAGUUGACCACUGGUGUAAGACCAACGACAAGGAGUCCUUCAGCAUGUCACGCAUGCUCAUCCGACAGGAGGGGCUACUCUGCGGUGGCAGUUCAGGAUCAGCCAUGACUGCAGCAAUGAAGAUAGCCAAGGAGCUGAACGAAGAUCAGCGAUGUGUGGUCGUCCUCCCCGACUCGCUACGGAACUACAUGUCCAAAUUCCUCAGUGAUAAGUGGAUGUGUGAAAAGGGUUUUCUGAGAGAAGAGGACCUGAUGAUCCACAAGCCAUGGUGGUGGAAUCUGACCCUCCAGGAGCUGCAACUCUCUGCCCCACUAACGGUUUUGCCAUCUGUCAGCAUUAAAAAUACUAUCAAGAUCCUGAAGGACAUGGCGUUCGACCAGGCUCCUGUAGUGGACGAGGCUGGCAUGAUCGUGGGGAUGGUGACACUGGGAAACAUGCUGUCCUCUGUACUCGCCGGGAAGGUCAGUCCAUCCGACCCUGUCAUCAAAGUCCUGUAUAAGCAGUUCAAACAGGUUCAUCUCACAGAUAACCUGGGUAAAAUCUCCCGGAUCCUGGAGACGGAUCACUUCGUCUUGGUGGUACACAAUCAGAUCCAGUACCUGACCGACGGCUCGUCUAUCCUGAAGAAGAUGGUGUUCGGGAUCGUCACAGCCAUCGACCUUCUGAACUUAGUGACCACUCGAGAGAGGAGAGAGCGCACGCAGUCCGAGUGUUCGCUCCCUGAUGACUUGUAGCUGAUCUCUAACACACACACACACACACACACACACACACACACAGAAGAUUAGUUUUCUUUCUAAUGCAAGUGCUUGUGUUCUCCGCAGUAUAUUUAACGUGAACAUCAUUCUACACCUUUACAGGUGUAACGAUAAUUCACACCACUGGCCAUGGCUGCGUUGCUAGGCAACCGUGCUCUCCGAUCUCCACAUCGGAACACUGAAGAUCGGUCAGUGUUUUCAGCGCAGUGGAAGGACAAAUCCACACUCGACAGCCAUUUACUGUUUCUUGCCAAAUAUCGCUGCACUUCACACGCUUUAUUCACAAUGCAAUAAAGAUGAAACCACUGCUCUUUGUUUAUUUCUCUCUGAGAAGUGCGUCUACUGUGUAUUGAGAGUUUAAAUGAAUCCCGCUGAUCCGGGGACUGAUUUAGCGGUCUGUAUGUGCAGUUGUAUGAGCCUGCCCCCUCGUGGCCGCAUCGGGUCACUGCAGGACAGCCACACAGAAUCUGAUUUACUGUUCUAGGAUUGUGAAUGAUUAUUGAUUGUUGAUGCUUUGGCCUCUAGAAUGCUUGAUCAUUUUUCUUCUUUCUUUAUCUUUCUUUAUUCUUGUUGGUUGAUUGUAAAUGAAACCUGUGUGUGAGAUGUAGGAUGUGAAUAAGUGCAGUUUUGAGGCUUGUUAUAUCCUCCACCAUGUUUCUUUUCAGGCUUUUUUUGAUUUUUAUUUUUUAUUCUACAUUUGAUUUCACAUGUUAAAUAAAGUUUUUUUCUUCUUUAAGACA